AACAUUUCAAACACACAGAAAAAGAGAGAUAGUUGAGAAGAUCUGAAAGAAGAAUGAGCAGCGAAGAAGAGAAGACGGUAUGUGUGACGGGAGCUUCAGGUUACAUCGCUUCGUGGAUCGUUAAGCUUCUCCUUCUCCGGGGCUAUACCGUUAAAGCCUCUGUCCGCGAUCCAAAUGAUCCGAGGAAAACAGAGCAUUUGCUUGCACUAGAAGGUGCAAAGGAAAGGCUUCAACUGUUCAAAGCAAACUUGUUAGAAGAAGGCUCUUUCGAUUCAGCGAUUGAUGGUUGCCAAGGAGUUUUCCACACCGCAUCACCAUUCUAUCACGAUGUCAAAGAUCCUCAGGCUGAGUUACUUGAUCCAGCGGUGAAAGGAACAAUCAAUGUUCUAAGCACUUGCUUGAAGACUCCCUCUGUUAAGAGAGUCGUCCUAACCUCAUCUAUAGCAUCUGUUGCUUUCAAUGGUAUGCCUCGAACACCCGAAACCAUUGUUGAUGAAUCUUGGUUCGCCGAUCCUGAAUAUUGCAGAGCUGCCAAGCUAUGGUAUGUACUAUCCAAGACAUUAGCUGAAAACGCAGCGUGGAAAUUUGCCAAAGAGAACGAUUUACAGUUGGUUUCGAUAAAUGCAGCAAUGGUGAUCGGUCCUCUUUUACAGCCAACGCUCAACACUAGUGCCGCCGCAGUUCUAAGCUUGAUCAAAGGAGCACAGACGUUUCCUAAUGCGACAUUCGGGUGGGUUAACGUUAAAGAUGUAGCUAACGCUCACAUUCAAGCGUUUGAGAAUCCAACUGCUAAUGGAAGAUACUGUUUAGUGGAGAGAGUUGCUCAUUACUCUGAAGUUGUUAACAUUUUACAUGAUCUUUACCCUGAUUUCCAACUCCCUGAGAAGUGUGCUGAUGAAAAGAUAUAUAUUCCAACAUACAAAGUGUCUAAAGAGAAAGCAGAGUCUCUUGGGGUUGAGUUUGUGCCAUUGGAGGUUAGCAUAAAGGAGACUGUAGAGAGUUUGCAAGACAAAGGGUUCAUCAGAUUCUGAGUUUCAUCACCAAAGAAAAAACUCAAACCAGAACCAGACUUGGAUCUGUUUUUGUUUAAUUUUCAUUUGUUUGUGGAUUUUUUUAAAUUCAAAUGUGGAGUGUGUUGCCUAUGAUAUUGUGGACACUUUUUUGCAUCAUUUGAGUCUGAUAUUUGCAGGAUGUUUCCUU
Brassica napus (rape) is the source of this 1200-nucleotide messenger RNA. RefSeq names its product phenylacetaldehyde reductase-like. NCBI's taxonomy places the organism in Eukaryota, Viridiplantae, Streptophyta, Magnoliopsida, Brassicales, Brassicaceae. Bases 54 to 1031 code for a protein of 325 amino acids. The record is from RefSeq and is a predicted model, not a curated record. The transcript has 5 exons. Gene Ontology annotation, molecular function: oxidoreductase activity, acting on the CH-OH group of donors, NAD or NADP as acceptor.